Molecule: messenger RNA, 550 nt
Organism: Capsicum annuum
Lineage: Eukaryota; Viridiplantae; Streptophyta; Magnoliopsida; Solanales; Solanaceae
Product: morintide mO1-like
Exons: 1
Coding region: 87-344 (85 amino acids)
Molecular function (GO): chitin binding
Source: RefSeq, a predicted model, not a curated record
CUAUUUCAAUUCAAACCAUAAGCAAUUACUCACCAGAAGAAAAAUAAAAAUCAAGUAAGAAAGAAGCAUAAAGAGAAGGAAAAACAAUGAAGUUUCAGGUGAUAAUUUUGGUGCUUUUGGCCUUGUUGUUAGCCACAACAAGUGCUCAACAAUGUGGAAGACAAGCUGGAGGGCGUGUCUGUGCAAACAGGUUGUGCUGCAGCCAAUUCGGGUUCUGUGGUACGACUCGGACAAACUGUGGACCUGGUUGCCAGAGCAAUUGUCGCCGUUAUGCCACUGACACCACUGGCGAAGGUGAAAAUGUUAACAAUGCUGAACUCAAGAAUAAUGGCGGUCCCAACUAAUAAACUCAUGAUACCUCUCUAAAAGGAAUAAGGUAUAAUAUUAGUUGUUGUGUGUUUAAAAUAAGUUGUAAUUUCAGAAUAAAGUGAGAGGUCGUUGUACAACUUUCACUGGGACUUCAGUGUCAUAUGUGGAACACUAUAUAUGUAACAUUAACCUUUCUCUGGGAUUUUCUAGUUCGUUAAGUAAUACUAAAAAUAUUAUAUAA